AAAUUACAGUCAGACAACCUUUGGCAUUUUGACAUUUAGCACAAAGAUGAUAAAUUUUUGAAUGACAAACAUCGUACAGGAGCAUUAAUGCUUUCAGAAGUAACUGGACAAUCAAUAUUCAGUUUCACUUGAACCCAAUCACAAAUGGCUCUACAGCCCAAAUCCAGCGGUUUCAAAAGUGACUGUAGCAACAUAUACCGAAACUAAAGUAAGAAUCCCAAUAGAGUAGCCCUGCUAAAUUUAGAAAAGUAAAUAAUUUGAUUAAUAGCAGACAGACGCGGUUUGUAUUAGAGAAAAACAAAAAUACGAAAGCGAAAACAAAUCACCGAGGAGAUCUCCAUCCCAACACGGGCCGCGCUACCCGCGAGAACUCGCACGACAUGAAGAUUAAUUGCAACGAAUCCCAGUUCAAAAAUGAGCGCGAUUAAGUGCAAUAAAUGAAAUGACACGAGCAACAAAUAACAACAUAAAGAAAGUAGUAGAAAUGGAAACAAUGGAGAAGGAACUAAAGAAAUACAUGAAAUAUAAAACCAGCAAAGUCACAUUGCAUGACAACCCACCAAAGCGACGAGUCCAUUUGGAUUAAGUGAGAUGUGAGCAGACUUCAGAUGUACAGACCUAAAUAUAUAUAUUUACGCGCGUGUAAUGUGCAAAUGUUACAAUUAUGAUUAAUGACAAACAGAUUAGGAGCGUCGAAGUCGAGCGAUGAAACGUAAAUUAAACGAAAUAAAAGUGAGGAAAACAGAAAUACAAGAAAUCAACAAUCAGCCACUUGAGGCUUAGUAUGAGACGAUGAAUCAGCAUUAAGUCAUAGAAGCCACAAAGUCAAGUUGCACACGAAAAAAUUAUACAAAUCCCAGCGGCAAGCGGAAGAUAAAUGAAUUGAGGCAAUUUACAAAGCAAAUAUAACUAACAGCAAGUGAAAGCUGGUGCUUUGAGCGCUGCAGAGCUUUCGGCGGGCUUUAGGCUGGUGAAAGCUUGCGUCAGUAAAACUCAUAAACUUUUGCUUCGUGCUUCUAGAGUCAGAAGCUUUUAUUUUCGCUAAACUACUAGUGAGAUUUUUAAGCUUAAAAACUUCAGAGUUUUCGUUAACUGAUAUUAUAUCAAUUUCUUUUUAACUAGUUACUUUCGAUUUAAGUUAGUUUAGUUAAAUCUUCUCAUUUGUUCCAGGUAUAUCUUUUGUUUAGCAUUAAAAAAGCGAAAGCUGUGUUAAAAGCUCUCACUUAAUAAUAUACAUAUAUUUAAAUAUAUAUAUACUUUUCAACUUCCAAAAACAUUCUAAAAACUGAAACAAGUCACUAAUCUUACUAACCUUAGAAGGGUAAAAUCAUCUACCGAACCCAAAAACGCUUCUAUAGCAUUGGUCGCAACUACUAACGUCCGCGCAUUUACGCUUUCAUCACCUCCACCUACUUAAGUACCUACACAAACGUCUCGCACAUUUUAUAUGGCUUCUUAUAACCAAACAAGUUUUUGCAGCAUAGAAAAACAACAGCAACACUAUUUCGAAAUAACUACAAAACAGAAAAAAUACUCUAGACACACGCUGCCAGAGCGUUUUGCUCUUGGCCAACUUCAGCCCACCAACCACAGCAGUACUACGACUGCCCGCAGCAGCAAUUAUAACUAUAUCGGCAGCAAACUGUUAUUACAUGUGCAACCUGGCCGCCAAGCGCUGCGCCAUACACUGCGAGCUCUUCUCUUUCUAUUGCUCACACUACUCCUCAGUAAUUGGAUAGCGCAGGCUUCAGCCGCCGCUGUUGUUACUUCUUCGCAGGCGCGCCGUCACGUAGCACCUACACAAAGCACACCUAAACCAGUCGUUGCACAGAACGUGGACGGCGUCGGUAUUGCUUACAAUGCACCAGAUGAGACACCGCCACCACCGCCGCCACUGAGUAACAACGCUGCCAGUGAUUUUAACUCGAGCUCAUUUAUCUCGACCAUUAUUUCCACUUCCGAUGUCAUCAGUCUCAAAGAGACGAGUGCCAAUGGCAGUGGUGAUGGUGCAGCGACGGCUGUCAAGUCCAACAACCAAAACCACAGUAUUACAAGCACAAGCAAUGUGGGCUCUGCAAGCGCAGCGCUCAUCACCACAAGCAGUAUUUGGGAUCCCAUGGUGGGCGGCGCACAACCCACCGACAUUAGCGCCGUCGCAACACCAUCGCCGGAGCAGGGAUCGAGCGAAGACGAUGAGACCGAUGAUGUGAUUGAACUGCCACCAUGGCAAGCGAUAAUUGUCUGCAUUAUUUUGGUGUUCAUCAUCGUCGGUACAGUUGUAGGCAAUGUGCUCGUCUGCAUAGCGGUGUGUAUGGUGCGUAAGUUGCGACGUCCCUGCAACUAUUUACUAGUGUCGUUAGCACUCUCCGAUCUCUGUGUUGCGCUGUUGGUCAUGCCUAUGGCUAUGCUUUAUGAGGUGUUGGACAAAUGGAAUUUCGGCCCAAUACUAUGUGACAUUUGGGUGUCGUUUGAUGUGCUUUGCUGCACGGCCUCCAUACUGAAUUUGUGCGCCAUUUCCGUGGAUCGAUAUUUGGCCAUCACAAAGCCACUGGAGUAUGGCGUUAAGCGUACGCCGCGUCGCAUGAUGGCUUGCGUGGCGCUGGUAUGGCUGGUGGCGGCGAGCAUCUCCCUGCCGCCAUUACUAAUACUGGGCAAUGAGCAUAUGGACGAGCAUGGCACACCCAUAUGCAUUGUGUGUCAGAAUUUCGCAUAUCAAAUUUAUGCAACACUUGGUUCCUUCUAUAUCCCCCUAUCGGUAAUGCUGUUCGUCUAUUAUCAAAUAUUUCGCGCCGCGCGUCGUAUAGUGUUAGAGGAGAAACGCGCACAAACGCAUUUACAGCACGCACUCAACGGCACCGGCUCACCGCCGGGAAAUACCGAUUUGACUGUAUUGGGUGGCAGCGGAAGUGGCAAUGGCCAACGGCACAGUAGCUAUGGCAACACCUCGCUCUCCUAUUCCACCUGCGGCGGCGGCUUGAGCGCACAUCAUCACGCGAGCGGUGGGAGUGGUGGUGGGGUGAGUGGCUCCAGUGGUUUGCUCGGUUCGCCGCAUCAGAAAAAAUUGCGCUUCCAGUUGGCCAAAGAGAAGAAAGCUUCCACAACGUUGGGCAUCAUUAUGUCAGCGUUCACAAUAUGUUGGCUGCCAUUUUUUAUACUCGCUCUCAUACGACCGUUUGUGGAAACUGAGAGCGUACAUGUGCCGCCUUCGCUCGCAUCGCUCUUCCUUUGGUUGGGCUAUGCCAAUUCGCUGCUGAACCCCAUCAUUUACGCGACGCUGAAUAGGGAUUUCCGGAAACCCUUCCAGGAGAUACUCUAUUUCCGUUGCUCUAGUCUCAAUACAAUGAUGCGUGAAAAUUAUUAUCAGGAUCAGUAUGGUGAGCCGCCGUCGCAGCGUGUUAUGUUGGGCGAUGAGCGUCAUGGGGCGAGGGAAAGUUUCCUUUGAAAUUAGGCCGUCUAAGGGUGGUCAGCUGGGAAUAUUGUUGACGGAUGAAAAGAAUACGAAAGGCGAAAGCGGUUAGCUACUAAGAAGCUUAUGUGUAUGUAUGAGUAAGUAUGUUUUUGUAGAUGUAUUUGUAUUCUUCGUGUUUCAAAGCGUUUAAAAGCAAUUUCAAGCGUUUCAAAGUGACAACUCAAAUGUAUUGUACUAAAUUAACAAAAAAAAAAAAAAA
Messenger RNA from Ceratitis capitata (Mediterranean fruit fly), 3668 nucleotides. It is a transcript of the gene 5-HT7, whose product is annotated as 5-hydroxytryptamine receptor 1. Gene Ontology annotation, cellular component: membrane. The record is from RefSeq and is a predicted model, not a curated record. Gene Ontology annotation, molecular function: G protein-coupled amine receptor activity. Bases 1448 to 3442 code for a protein of 664 amino acids. Gene Ontology annotation, biological process: adenylate cyclase-activating adrenergic receptor signaling pathway. NCBI's taxonomy places the organism in Eukaryota, Metazoa, Arthropoda, Insecta, Diptera, Tephritidae. The transcript is spliced from 3 exons.